GUGUAUGUGGGGUGUGUUUAUAAAUUAAAAAGUACUGAAUUUACAGUUUAUUUUUCUUCUGUAUGUGUGUUAGACUUAGGCAGCAGGGGAAGGAGGCCGCUCAACUUUCUCUGGGAUUUUUCUGGCGAGCAUUUGAUGUGCGUCCGAGUGAUAAGAUGCUGGGUCGAUUGAAGCGAUUGGAGAAGGCUAUGAAAGAGCUGUACGUAUCUGAUGAAGAGGAGGAGUUUGUGAACGUGCGCAACAGUGGUUUAAUGAUGUAUAAAGGGCUUUACAAUCAGCUGUAUGAGCAUUAAAAAUAUGGCGUGGCCUUCCUGUACAGCCUGCAUAGGGACGGGCAUGUCGGCAGCAUCCUUGCGGACGACAUGGGUUUGGGCAAGACGGUGCAGGUCCUCAGCUUCCAGAUCAAUCACACGCUUCUUGUCAUGCCCACCUCCUUGAUCAAGAAAUGGCUAAAUAAAUUUAAGCACUGUACCCCUGGCUUUCAAGUCAAAGAAUUUCAUGGCAAAAACAAAUUGGAGCGCAGCCGGAACCUGGAACAAAUCCAGCGUAGGGGUGGAGCAGUCAUUACCACAUAUCAAAUGCUAAUUAAUAACUGGCAGCAGCUGGCCUCAUUCAGAGGACAUGAGUUCUUCUGGGAUUACAUCAUCCUAGAUGAAGCACACGAGAUCAAAAACUCAUCACUGAAAACUACGAUGAGUGUGAGCGCAGUUCCGGCACGGCACCGCCUCCUGCUCACUGGCACACCGGUUCAGAACAACCUGCAGGUGAUGUGGGCGCUGUUUAAAGUUUAAAAAGUUAAUAGAAAUUAAACAUCCCCUUGAGUAUUACAAACACAAAGUUCACAGACACUUAUCCUCUCUGUUUCAUCUCCUGCUGCACAGCUGGCUAUAGCUUUUGAUGGUUGUUCCAGCUCAGCAGUUAC
Molecule: messenger RNA, 922 nt
Organism: Silurus meridionalis
Lineage: Eukaryota; Metazoa; Chordata; Actinopteri; Siluriformes; Siluridae
Product: DNA excision repair protein ERCC-6-like
Exons: 1
Coding region: 363-791 (142 amino acids)
Molecular function (GO): DNA translocase activity; ATP binding; ATP-dependent chromatin remodeler activity
Source: RefSeq, a predicted model, not a curated record